Cantharellus anzutake is the source of this 987-nucleotide messenger RNA. RefSeq lists its product as uncharacterized. The transcript has 4 exons. The coding region runs from base 1 to 987 and encodes 328 amino acids. The record is from RefSeq and is a predicted model, not a curated record. Lineage: Eukaryota; Fungi; Basidiomycota; Agaricomycetes; Cantharellales; Hydnaceae.
AUGACUACUCAACUCAUUAAAAUGUCCUUCCAACCUUUCCUUGCUUGCUACGACUCGGUUGAAGAGAAGAAGAAGAGCAGAACGUUCGACACGGAAAUUACCCUCAAACAUCUUGAGAAUCCUAAGAAGAGGAAGAGAGCUUCAUCCAAGGGGGCCGAUGAAUUGCCAUUUGAAGAUUGUUCCGAUAAAGAGCUCAGCCAAAUUCUUAUGGAAUUAACUCGCAAGAUUCAUGCGGAUUGUGAGAAGUAUUUGAAUCCGAAGACGGAAAUUCCUGCUGACAUAAGCAAGAGUUCAGACCCGAUGGUUAUCGAUUCCGAACAUCGUGGAUGGCAGGAACCCGAUUUUACCGCUUGGGGAACUCAAAUCAAUCAUCCCACUUUACAUUCUCCCGAAUAUUCCGAAUGGAUGGUUCCAACACCGCCAUCCGAAUAUAAUCCGGAAUAUAAAUUCUCUCCCACUUUUUCUGAAUACCUAAUUAAGACGAUGCGCGCCGACCAUGAUCAGGGUUUUCCUAAAGGAGUUAAGACUGUCAGCGACUUCUUGACCAACCAUCUAGUUCAGUUGGAAAAGGAUUUGGACCGUGCUUGGCAGACUGCGGAAAUUAAACGCGAAUCUAUUCGAAAUAUUGAAGAAGCAUCCGAUUUCCUAAUUGGUAGAAUACUCCUCGAAGCCGCCUUAGGCAACACUACGGAUGAAGUACACGAGAUGGAACUCGAACUUCAUCAUGCACAAGGACUGCUUAUGGAAUGGUUGGGAAAGGCCGAACAAAAAGUCUGCAAGCCUCACAACAACCCCAUCAAUCUGUGGAACUACCGCAUUUAUCAAGAAAGAAUUUAUUCGAAACUCAAGCGCUUUAGUCUUGAAACUCUCAAAGAACUUCAGCUCGGCUUGGAGAAUUACUGCGAUCAUUAUGCGAUUUAUUUUCUGGGAGAAACUUGGGCAAAUGAGCGCGAAGAGAAAUGGUGGUCCGACCAUUUGACUAAAUAG